Messenger RNA from Macrosiphum euphorbiae (potato aphid), 2124 nucleotides. NCBI's taxonomy places the organism in Eukaryota, Metazoa, Arthropoda, Insecta, Hemiptera, Aphididae. The record is from the annotation of a GenBank genome assembly.
AUGUCAUCACCCGACGCCGUCACCGAGACGAAAUCUGACGUCCAAGUCCCGGAUCACGAAGUAGAACAUUCUCCUUUUGUGGACUUAAGUGAACAGUUCAAUUAUACUCUGGAUAAUCUGGACAACAACCAAUUAAACACCCAGUUGACGUCCCAUACCCUGCCUUUGGGUUCUAAGACAUUCUGUGAUAUUCUGGCAUCAUUACAAACUCUGGUGUUAAGUCAAAACAAGAAAGAAAACGGAGAGGGUUAUGAAGAAAAUACCCUUCCAGUUCUUCAAGACCUGGACAAAUUCAGUUUGACGUCAUAUUCUCUCAGCUAUUACAUUAGUCACUGUCUACCCAAUGAACAGACUGUGCCCGUUUUGUCUUUGGUCAACAAGUCUACGACAAUGUGGAUAUCAAAAUUAUUUCAAUUUUCAAACUGUGGGGCAUUUUAUACAGAAAAUAUGUUAUUAAGUUAUGAAAGAGUAAUACUGCUUGCUAUGCACCGUAUGUUUGGUCCAGAAUACUUAAAUCUAUCUGAAUUUCCAAUAGUUUAUUGUACUCCAGAUCCAGUAUUGGUUGGUACGAUAAAGAGAACUGCUUUACAAAUUGGAAUGAAUGAAAAAUGUGUACAAAUUAUACCAUCUCUAUCAAAUGUACUGUGCCCUUACAAAGCAGACUUAGGAGCAUUAGAAACAAUCAUCACAACUGAUGUUGAAAACCACAGAAAACCUCUUAUUGUUUUUGCAAGAGCAGGUGCUCAUGUUACUGGUCAGAUGGAUGAUAUCGUAAACCUAAAAGAACUAUGCAGUAAACACAAUAUUUGGUUACACUUAUCUGGUGACAAUUUAUCAGCACUGGCUCUGACAACAUUUAAAACUAAAAGUACUAAUCUAGCCGAUAGUAUGACAUUAACUCCAAGCAUUUGGUUGAAUAUUUCUGCACUUCCCGUAAUUACUUUAUUUGAUAAACAAUAUACAAGUACAGAUAUAUUGAAUAUUUACAAGAGUAAAUGUUUACCUAUUUGGACGUGUUUUCAAGCUUUAGGUCAUGAUGCGCUUGUACUAAGGAUACAACAAAAAUUUGAAAUUUGUCAACGCAUACAUAGUUUGGUUAAACGUUAUGACUGUCUGAGGAUUUUGUGUGAAACUAAUGACCAAAACGGUGAGUCUAAUGAGGAAACGGUUGCUGAAAUUAUUGCCAACCGAGAGAAUAUUCCAGAUCUAUUACACAAUCUAUCGAGUUGUCUUGUCAUCCAAUUUGUACCAAAAGACUGUAACCAAAGAGUUUCUCCUUAUUACGAUAAACUAAAUUCUUGGUUAGGCCAAGUGCUGGAGCGAGAAAUUCCAGAAGCACCUCUAGAAUUGUGUGAAAUUGAGACCCUCGGUGUUGUAGUAACGUUUUCACCUUUUACUGUUUUAAAUUCACUAGUAACUGAAGAUGAUUGGGAAACAUUUAGCAUAUGUUUGGAUCAACACAUUGAAAUUUUGCUAGCAACAGUUGAUUAUAAAGAAAAACUAACAGGACUAAUAGCCAAUCUGCCAUCAUUAGAAUAUGUCGAAAUCGAUGACUGGGCAGGACUUGGUGCUGUACGGUACGUGCCACAACUAUGGAAAUCGUCCGACCAGCAAUUGGCCACUGAUCAGGCAAAACAAGAUUUGAAUCGACUAAAUGUACGUAUCGUGCAGCAGCUUCGUUCAAUUGACGCUGCAUUUUCGUUAGGGGAAGGAAGUGAUGGAUUGGCCUGUGUUCGUUUUGGUAUGGUCACGGCUGACACAGAUGUAGCAGAAUUGUUGUCUCUAGUCCAAAGUACUGGGCGUAAAGAAGAAGAGUCUACCAAAUACAUUGAUUCAAUGGCCGAACUCGUUAAAAAAGGUAUAGAAACUGCGACUGUAGACUUAAAAAAAGAAACCGAAGAAAAAAUAUGGCAAGAAGGCAUUUUAAGACAUGUACCAGUUUUUGGGAACAUAGUUAACUGGUGGUCUCCACCUGCCAAAAAUGCAGUGAAAGGCCGUUGGUUAGAUUUGGAGGCAGGGGUGGUUCGAUCGACAGAAGUAAUAUAUGAAAAGAAGGCACAAGUAGAAGACUCUGAAGGCAAUGAAAAUGUACCUGCUGCUCCUGAAGAUGUGCCGAUGGAGUAA